AUGAAGAGCUUGUAUUUCCUAUGCUUGACAGCUCUUGCUUUAGCCGGUCAAGUGGAAGCUAAACCAAUUUCUAAAUUGCAUCGUCGUGAUGGUGAUAAAGUAGCCUGCCGUAACUACAAGACCGAUUUUUCCGAGGGACUUGAUGGAUGGGUAGCAGCUUACGCGCCCGACAACACCUUUAAGCAAUCAGACCGUGGACUUGAAAUGUACUUGAUUCGACCUGAUGAAUACAAGGACCCUAAGCACUAUAAGGCUUUGGAUGAUGGAGACGAAGAUGGUCCCCAUAACGAAUUUGUCGGUGCUGGCCCAACAUUUAAUUCGACCACCUACAUGCAUUAUGGCACUAUAACAGCUGAAGUGCAAUCGGCUUCCGUUGGUGGUGCUGUCACCGCGUUUAUUCUUAUGGGCGAUGGCAACGACGAAAUCGACUUUGAGUGGGUAGGAGAACAAGGAAAUAAAGUCCAAACAAAUUACUUUUGGGGACAAAAGGUUGUAACCGGUGUAAACGAUAAGGAAGUCGAUGUCAACGGCGAACCUUCCCACAAAGCUUUUCACACCUACAAAAUCGAAUGGACCCCAGAGCAUAUCAAGUGGUACGUGGAUGGUGACUUGACGCGCACCAAAACAAAGAAAGAAACUUGUGAGGAUAAAGAGAACGAAAAGAAUUGCAAGUUCCCAACACAGCCAUCGCGUAUCCAACUCGGACUUUGGGAUGGUAGUAAACAACCUGGCACAGCAAAAUGGGCGCGCGGACCAAUUGACUGGAGUAAGCAUUCUUCCAUUCCUGCAUACAUCAAGAGCGUUACCUCUGAAUGUAACCCGGAAUACAAUGACAUUAUAAACGACGACGAGAACGAGUGA
Lichtheimia ornata is the source of this 861-nucleotide messenger RNA. RefSeq lists its product as uncharacterized. Gene Ontology annotation, molecular function: hydrolase activity, hydrolyzing O-glycosyl compounds; glycosyltransferase activity. NCBI's taxonomy places the organism in Eukaryota, Fungi, Mucoromycota, Mucoromycetes, Mucorales, Lichtheimiaceae. The record is from RefSeq and is a predicted model, not a curated record. Gene Ontology annotation, cellular component: fungal-type cell wall. Gene Ontology annotation, biological process: carbohydrate metabolic process; fungal-type cell wall organization. The coding region runs from base 1 to 861 and encodes 286 amino acids. The transcript is spliced from 7 exons.